AUGUACACGGCGCCCCAGGAGAGCCCAGCCAGCAUCAACGACGACAAAGACAUCAAAGCCAGCACCGAGGUCGUGUGGGCAAACCUGGAGGCGACCGGGCUGCUCAAGGACUACGACGGUGUCCUGAUGGCCUGUUACAGCAAGCACACCUUGGUCGAGCAGAUCCAGGUCCGCCUCCCGGGCCUCCCCGUAACGGGUAUCUUCGAGACCAGCGUGCUCGCGUCGCUGCCGCUCGUGAGGCCCGGCCACGGCUGGGGCAUCGUCACCACGGGCAAGUUCUGGGAGGCCCACUUGACCGACGCCAUCUCGUCCUUCCUCGGCGCCGGCGCCGGCGGCUUCCUCGGCGUGCAGUCAACCGGACUGGUGGCCGGCGACUUCCACGGCGAUGUGCCUCCGGAGGUGAUCCAGGACAAGCUCAAGGCAGCCACCAAGCGUCUCCUGGCCAAGGGCCGGCCGGACUGCAUCCUGAUGGGCUGCGGGGGCAUGGCUGGCCUGGAAGAGGUGAUCCGCACGGCUGUGCGUGAGGAAUCGGGCGAGCAGGCGGCCAAGGACGUGUAUGUGGUUGACGGAGUGAGGGCCGGCGUGGGCGUGAUCGAGCAGAUGGUCCGGAACAAGAGGAUGUUCCAAGUCUCUUAG
Molecule: messenger RNA, 636 nt
Organism: Diaporthe citri
Lineage: Eukaryota; Fungi; Ascomycota; Sordariomycetes; Diaporthales; Diaporthaceae
Exons: 1
Coding region: 1-636 (211 amino acids)
Source: RefSeq, a predicted model, not a curated record